GGGCUGGUUGCGGGGCUGCUUCCUGGCCGGCUCUGGCUCAGGCGUGACAGAGCUGGGAAGGCCGGGUGCGGGGAGCGAGGGAGCCGGCGUGGGCGGCCUCACAGCCUCUCGGCCGAGCCCGCAGAGCCUUCGGUCGGGCCCGCGGGAGCGUCGGCGGAGCUGGCGUCCUCUUUGCUCGGACAGGGCGUCGGAGAGCCUUCCCCAGCCUCUUGGUGGGCGAGGGGUUCUCCGUCCCACCCCAGCCAGACUGAGAGGGGUUGAGGAGACUUUCGAACCGGGAAACAGACUCCUGUUUACAGUUGCUGUACCCGGAAAAGAGCUGCAGUUGAUGGGAGUGUCAGCAAACUCGACAUCCUGCAUCAGAAUCUGCGGCGCUUAGUUCCGUGCCGGGAGGGGAUUCUUCCCGUUUGGGGAUCGGAGUGUGACCCUGCUUCCAGAGAGCCUGCGGAGUGCCGGGUUGUGCAGCCAAGCAGGAAAAGGUGUACCUUUCUAGAGCCACGCUCCUGCAGUCUUGAACCCUAAGAAAAGAUGUGGAGUGGGCUGCUACCUCCUGGCCUAAAUGAAAGUGAUGUUGAGUUGGAUUCUGAUGAUGAAGCCACAUCAGAGAGCUCUGGCCAUAACUUACAGGAGGAUAAAGAAGAUGGGACCGUUACAGAAACAGAGACCUCAGAUAUCCCUACCGAUGGACCAAAAGCUGAAGCAGAGGCAAAUGUGAAUGCAUAUGAAGAGUGUCCCUCUGGAAUUCCCCUAAAUAUGUGGAAUAAAUUUCAAGAAUUGCAUAAAAAACGUUCUGAACAGAAAAUCUCAACCUCAGGAUCCAGAAGGAAAAAAAGAAAACGCUCCAGAAAAGGUAAAUUGAAGAAUGAAGAAGAAUCUCGUAGUGAACAGUCCUCAAGUGAAACCCAGUUGAAGGAGCUUACUCAGUAUUUUGGAGUCAAUGAUAGGUUUGACCCCCCUGUGAAAAAGAAAAAAAUCGAAAAGUCGGGCCUUGAAAAGAGCAUAGACCAAGCUGUGGACGAGUGGAACAUUGAGAAGGCUGAGGAACUCAGCAACCAGCUGGCUACUCGAGAGCUUGGUGUAAAAAUUGCCAAAGCGAUUGCCUGCCACAACUUUGUAAAAGCCAAAAAGGAUGCUGAAAAUUCACAAGUUGCUCGAAAAAAGAAGAAACUUGCCUGGGGGUUUGAAGCAAAGAAGAGGUGGGAAACCAAAAGUAACAUGGGAUAUAUGUGACUUGCCAGCUGUCAAGACCUUUGAGGCUUCACUAGAGUCUUCAGUUGCUUGAUUUACUGAGAAGAUUCGCCUGCUUAUGUUAACUAUGUCAGGAAAUCGAUAAAAGUAGGAAAAAUAAGCAUAAAAUUUGGGAGUUGAUUAUCAAAUCUUUUCAGUCUUUUUCCAGAGUUCAUCCCAUUGAAGUGAAUGAAAUGGAGCAUUCUCUUAUAUGUGCAAGAAAUCGAAGCACACAUAUGGGGAAGGAAAGAUAGGGUUUUAUUUAUUUAUUUACAUAGACCUCCAGUCUAAAAUCAGUUUUAUCUUUCAUCCAUUUGGCGUUGCAUAGCCAAUGAGCUCCUUUCUUGUCUGGACUCCUGGUCACUGCACUUACUCUGGUGCUGGGUGUUUAAGAUUGGCAUUUGUUUAUAAUGGAUUAGUUCCAAGUGCAAGAAGGUCUCAACUGAUACUGUCUUUACAGAUGACUUUAAUUAUCUUAGUGUUAUAAAAGUAAUUAUUGGUUCUUUAUUGGGAGCAAAAGAGUUGAUAUUUCACAGUCACAUAAUAAAAGCACUUGGUGAAUUUUUGGGUACCUUCAGAUUAAAUAACACAAUUUUUAGAAAAGGACAGAAUGUAGUGUUUGGAGGUUGAUUUAAAUUCAGCUCUGCCUGGAAAUGUCUUCCUCAGUAUCUCUCUUCUCAGCCAUGUCAUCCUUUAAAUUAUGAGAUGAUUCUUAGAAGAGAAGUUGGUGUAGUUGUUUCAGAUGGUUAUAACUCAAGACACUGUAAUUUUGAACCAUCUAAGAACUUGGUGUGAUUGUGUUUUACUCCUCUUCCCCAUUACUCCUUUAAAGAUUGAAUGAAUAAAUGAGGAUAAAAGGGGGAGUGGGGCCAUGGGAAGUGGUUUUCAUUAGAAGUGUGCUUCCUAGCCCUAGUCAGAAGGGGCUUGGAGAAAUCCGGUGACAAGCUGGUGAACAAGACCGCAGCCGGACGUUCUGACUUUUUGGCAGGCCAUUGGUGUUCUGGCACCUCCCUCUUGGAGCUCAGUAGAGGUGAAGAACUAACGGCUUAUUGUGGUUUCCAUCAGUUCCCUUCCUCAGCCUUCGCCUCCGCCUUCCUCUAGGUGAUAAUAUGGAUUCAGGAACGUGGAAAGUGAAUCAUGAUUAUAAUUACAUUAUUAGUAGUAUUUUUUGUUAUUUUUAGACUUACAAAUAGUAACCAAAUUUUACUAAUUUAUGGUGGCAUAUUGAAUUUUUUUUCUAUGUUCUGGAAUAAGUGAGCAAUUAGUUGCUGUUUAAGAGAACAGAAAUCCUAUUUUGCUCCCGCUUAGGUGACAAAAGCCGUAUAGAGAAAGCAAGUUUUUAGGAGAUGGUAUAUGUACUUAAAGAAUUCAUCAUGAAAAGAUGUUCAGGUCAAAUAUUGGAAAACCUUACAUUUUAUGAUUUAAUAUUUCCUGUUGGGUUUUGUUGAUAUAAUCAUAACAUGGUUUACCUACAACAUCUUAUUUCCAGCUCCUAAUAGGUGAAUACAAACUGAGAGCAUAGGAAAUUUUUCCUCUAAAAGGUCCCUGACGGGGGAACGAGCCACUGUACGACGCAGUGGUUUUGUCUGGAGUGUGAGGACUGUUCCCUUUGAGCAGGCGGGCGGUGUGAGCAAGUGUGAGUAUUCUCGCGCCCUGAGACGGGCAUCACCCUGCAGUCUCUGGCCGGUUUGUCUUCUCCUGUGUGUGUCUACUUCCUUAGGGCAUUUAGUGAGCCCUGCAGGCACGUUUCCCACUCUACUCAUGCUGAGGCCUGGCAGAGUGGCCUCCUUUAGGGUCUGAUUUGGGAGCCUCUGACCCAGAGACCAGCUGUCGAAGCCCAUCUUCUGCCUGCUCCAUGGCUGGCAGUUGCCCACUCCGCCCUGCCCAGGGGUCUCACGUCCAUCUCAGGAUGGCAGCGUUUUCCCUGAGUGGAAGGCUCUGUGGUGGAAUCAGGCAGCAGGGGACUCAUUUGAUAAGAGGAGCCAUGUCAUGUAAGCCCCCACCGUUCGGGGGCCUGGCUUGUGAAAGGCUCCAGAACACAGCCCGUAAGAGGAGGGAGUGGGAGGGGAAGAGGAUUUAAGGGGGAGGAAGGGCCUGGAUGUCUGGGGUUAGCCCUGCUGGCACGUCAUUUGGGACCACUUUAUUUUUAAUCUGCUUUAAUUCGAAUUAGACAUUUUACUCAUUAAAGCAUUAAAAUGGGGACAUUAUUCUUAGAAUACCCAGGUUGCCCCUAAAGUGUAGUCAUUUGCCCUCUCCAUCUGGUCACAGCAAAAUAAGGAUUCUUUUUGGAUCGGUAAUAACUUCAGUUCCUGAAGCUUUAACAUGUGCAUUUACUACCAGCAGAAUGCCUGAAUUAGAUUAGUAAUGUAAAUGUCAGUUAUUGUUAACUGAGAUUAAUAUGUUUCGGGCCAUGGGUAUGGCGUUAAUGUAACUGUGAUUUACUGUGUAAGUACUUCAGGCUAAAACACCUUACUAGAGAACAGUGAUUUUGAGCUUUACAGCGCUGGCUCUGAGAAGUGGAGCUGAUGGUGCAUUCUUCUUUGGGAGCCCUCAGGAUGUUUCUCAUUUUCAGCAGAACAUUCUGCUUCUUUCACCAGAAGGAGAGUUUGAAUAUAUAAUCUCAGGUUUGCUAUAAUUAGUUCUGAUGACAGAGUUAAAUACCUUGGCCAGAACUAUAAAUCAGUAGUUAAACAGGUUUCUGCAACUGAUCAUAAAUCUCAAACUCCAUAUUUUAAACACGCUUAUUUUUUUAGAAAGACAGCUCAGGGAGGGGCAGGCCAAGGACAGGAAUGAAAUGUUAUCUGGACUUUGAGUAACAGCUUGAAACCUCACCUUUAAAGUCUACUGAUUUUCCUGAUACCUUUUGUGUAAAAUGUUAUCUUGUAAAUAUUUUAAUAACUUAGAUUAUUCUUUACUCUGAGACAAGUUUGAAUUUCAUUCUUAAAAUAUGAAGGUUAAUUUUCAGAAGUCCAAAUUUUCAUUUGUUAGGUAAAGAUAUCACAUUUUUAGAAAUAUAUGUCCUGCUAAACUAUAAAAAAUGUUAUAUGAGAUUGAUAUUUAAAUAAGAUGCCAAUUGUGUGUAAUUUUUUUAAGAGGUAAAGUUUGAGGAGACGAGGUAAUAGAACAUUAAUGUCAGGCCCCAUUUUGGAAAAUUAGCUUAGUGAAACGUGGUAGUAAAAUUCAGAACCAACUGAAAUCAAGUUUUUCCAUGUUGGCAGAAGUUGCUUUUAUUUUUAGUAUCUGGCAGAGUAGCAAAUGCUUUGCAUGUCAAUUUAGUGUUUUUUCAGGCCAACUGUUUAUUCAUUGGCUUAAAAUUUACACUCUGCUAAAGUCUUAGCCUUGACUUUCAUGAAACAAAUAGUAAUAUUUGGACAAAAUACGUACAUGAAAAUCUUUUUCCAAGACCAAAUGUAGAUUGGUAUUUGUAGCAUCAGUGCCUACUAACAUGGUAAUGGAUCGGAAAAUACUUUGAAAAGUCUAAGUCAUAAACCCAGGGCAAUGCAUUUUAAGGGGUUAAUUUUUGUUAUGAAAUAAUCAGAGCAUCAUUCUAAGUUUUCAGAUUUAAAUUAGUGGGAGACUUUCUGCUAAAAAGUAGAGUAUAUACACUAAAUUUCAGUGAACUGUCAAAAGAUUACUUUUUAUAUAUACAUACAUAUGUAUAUGUGUGUGUGUAUAUGUAUAUUCCUGACCUUGGUAGCAUUCUGA
Vicugna pacos (alpaca) is the source of this 4932-nucleotide messenger RNA. Lineage: Eukaryota; Metazoa; Chordata; Mammalia; Artiodactyla; Camelidae. The record is from RefSeq and is a predicted model, not a curated record.